GGACGGACCGACAUGGAUUUUAGAACUUGUAGACCGAAAACGCCCGUGCCAUGUAGUUAUCUCCAAAUCUGAAAACAAUAAGGUUAUAUUGAAGCAUGGCGGGGUUCUACGGGAUCGAACAGCGGGAAGUCAUCCGCGUGAAAGUGAAGAAAUGUGAGGGCUUCAUUCAGCCGGAGUACAAGAAAUUCUCCCUGGACCCACAGAUUACUUCUUAUGAGAUGCUUCAGCAUAUCCUAGCCAGUGCCUUCAGUAUCAAAGGGGAUUUUACCCUGAGUUACCGAACACGAGAUGACGAGGGACAGGAAAUCUACCUCAGUAUGCUCUCUGACUGGGACAUGGAUGCAGCCUUCCAGAGUGCUUCAGACCCGUGUCUCCAGCUCAAGGUUGACCUCAAACCGUUUGAGGAAGGUUUGGAUGACUGGGAUAUCAUCGCUCCUGUGGAUGUGCCACAAUAUAAGGUGUCCAAUCUAGUGGAACGGAACUCCAUCUUGGGAUCGCUUACAGGGACAAUAUCCAACCAAGUUGGGAGAACUGUGUCACACAUGCAGCGUGUCAUGGGUCUGAGAAAUGAAGACGAGCAGCGCUACAGGCCAUCAAAAUCUCCGAUGACAGACAUGGAAUUUCGGAACUACUUGGAUUCCUCCGGCCAUAUGAUAAAACCAGAGGAGUUCCGAAUCAGCAUCUAUCAAGGAGGUGUGGAACCAUCCCUGCGUAGAGUUGUAUGGCGUCAUCUUUUGAAUAUAUUUCCAAUUGGACUUUCUGGGAAGGAACGGUUUGAUUACAUGAAGCGCAAAGAGAAUGAGUACUACAAGCUGCGGGACAACUGGCGUGAUGUUAUAAGUUCAGGAUCAAUGACUGAAGACAUCCGCUACAUCACAUCAAUGGUAAAGAAGGAUGUCCUAAGGACAGAUAGAACUCUCAAAUAUUUUGCCGGAGGUGACGACAGUAAGAACCUAUUGUCCUUGUUCAAUGUUUUAGUUACGUACGCCGUCACACACCCUGAAGUGUCAUACUGCCAGGGUAUGAGUGAUGUUGCCUCACCACUACUAGUCAUCCAGAAGGAUGAAGCACAGGCUUAUCUCUGCUUCUGUGGGAUCAUGGCUAGGAUGAAGUCAAACUUCACAUUGAAUGAGAAUGCAAUGAACCUGAAAUUCAAGCACUUAAGUGACAUUCUAGAGCUACAUGAUCCCAUUCUUUAUGCAUAUUUGAAAGACCAUGAUGCUGGCGAUAUGUUUUUCUGUUACCGAUGGUUACUUCUUGAACUGAAACGUGAGUUUCCAUUUGAAGAUGCCCUGUACAUGCUUGAGGUAAUGUGGAGCACACUGCCACCUGUGUACCCAGAGAGUGAGCUCCUCCUGACAGAAUUGGAUUAUUCCUCAUUUCUUUUAUCGACAUCACCCUGCUCGCCUUCCUUCUCAAAGAAGCCAAGUAUUUAUGAGAAGUUCAAGAAUAUGAGACGAGUAAAAUCAUCAAAGUCUAGAAAUCUAGAGGUUCCAUCAGGGGAGGAAACUGUGGGUAAUUCUGUGAAUAAUAAUUCUGUAUUAGUGUCUAAAAAUCUGACAAAUGCUGAGAAUGCUUCCCCAUUUGAGGAAGAAAAAUCUAUUGUUGGAGCACAUGAUUUUCCUUCUAUGAAGGAUUCCAUGGUUGCUGAUGCUGAGGCGAAAUCCUUUUGUAUUGACAAGUCUCUUGAAACCGAGAUGGAGUCAACAAUUCAAAAUAAGAAAAUUCAAGAUCCAGAAAUUGCUCUAGAAGUUCUGAAAGAAGAAACAACAGAUGUUACAUCUUGCAAGUCAGUGUUUAAUGGGUCAGAUUUAAGCAGCAGUGUUCAUGAUGAGCGUCCCGCAGGCUCCUUCUAUAAUGGGGACUUGACAAGUGAAACACCCACAGAUGGUACAGAUAGUGAGGAGGUUGAGACACUUUUCUCUCAGGAUUUGGUUGGACCUGAGAAUAGCAUAAACAAUGACCCUCCAUUCUGUAACGCCUCUUUGACCAAAGAAGGUGGAACGGAUGAUGAAUUGUGCAAUGAUAAUAUGGAUGAAGAUCAAGAUGAUAGUGGACAUUCCCAAUUCUAUCUCUCUCUGGAUUCUACAGAAGAGGAAAAAACAGGGGGAAACAACCAUGUUGCCCCUGACAAUAAAUCGCUCAAAAAAACUGGAGAAAGGGCAGGAUUCUUUCAUAAUGUUAAAGAAUUCAUUUCAAUUCCAAAAAAGAGGCCCACAGAUAUUCAGAUCCCAAAGGUUGUGGCAGGUUUUAAGGCUCCUGAUAUCGUACACGAAGUAUUGAACAUACACAGUUGUGAUAAUGAUCUCAAAACAGAAAGCAACAGUAACUGCUCCAAAAAGUUAGCCCAGAAUAAUGGGUUAACAAACGGAAGGCAAAAGUACGCAGGAAAAGCGGUGCUGUCUCCCGUUGCUUCAUCAGUAGCUAACAGUGAGGUAGAUAUCACCUCCACUUCCAGUAUGUGUUCAAGUUCUCUCCCUUUGAAUGACUCUGGAAUGAGUAUGUCUGAAUGUACGGAAAUCUCAGAUGACAGUUCAUUGGAAGUUAUAAAGCACAGCAUUCCAACGAUUAAACUGCCCCCUCCAGAUGUGUUCGGAAAUGGCAACCCAUUUCUGAUGUUUGUGUGUGUCACAUUGCUGAUGCAACACAGAGAGGCUAUAUUACAGAAACAAUUGGAAUAUGAUGAGAUUGCCAUGAUGUUUGACAAGAUGGUUAGAAAACACAACGUACACAAGGUUCUACACCAAGCCCGUGUUCUCUACACUGAUUACUUACAGACACAGAAAAAAAUUGAGGAACAGGCCGAUGCAGAGGACCAUGCAUUCAGUGUUUAGUUUCACUAUCACUUGCCAUAUAUAUUGUGCAGAGAGCAGUUGUUCAAUGCUUUAGUGUAGCUUACAAUGAUAUUGGCUUCAUUCACUUGAUUUCCAUGGAAACAACUUGAUUUUGAAUUUCAAAAUAGAAAAAAAUAACUUUGCAAUCUAUAAAGCUGUUUACCACUUUCUACAAAUAUUGAGAUUUUAUAUUCUAGUUAUUAUAAAUCAUUUGAGAUUUAUUAUGAUAAUUUGAUGAAUUCAAGAUUGAACAGGUUAUCUCCCUUCGUUAGAAAUUGUUUUAAUGACAUCAACCUUUAUUGUCCAUUGUUGUACAAUUUCUUCAGAAAUCUUUUAAACCUUAAUGUAAGACAAACUUCUUGUUAAUAUGGGAUAUAGUCUUUGCCCUGCGGUGUUUUUAGGGCAUUAUUGGAACCGUCAUACCUAACGAGGCAGGUUCAGUAUGAUGAUUAGGAACAUGCUGGCAUUUCUAAUGAAAUUUUAAAAGAUAUGUGUUACCAGGCAUGAGCUUAAAUAGAUUUUUGCAUACAAUUGCAAGUACCCCAAACACUUUGAUAUAUUGAAUGGAUUGCUGUGGUACAGUGAAAAGCUGAGCUCCUCUGAUUUAUUAAUAUAUUUUACAGUCGCAACUUAUUCUUAUAAUGUGCAACUCUGUAUUGAAACGUAUAGGUAUACAUUUUCUUUUACAGCUAAGUUUUUUUUUAGUCCCAAAUUACUUCUUUCAGGUAUGAAAUAUUUUCAUUUGUAUGAAAACCUUAAAUUAUAGAUUUGUCCUGAAAAGGCUGUGAUUUUAAUAGAGAAUUAGCUAGAUAAAUAUUGAAACAGCGAAAAAAAAAGCAGAAUUUUAUGUGAACCUGCUAGUGAUAUGCAUGUACAUUAUAGAUAUUGUUGGAAUGUGAUACUGGAUUAACUGUCAUUGGUGAUGUGUUAAAUAUGUAUUGUGUCGAUACACUGAUGUAGUAUUGAGCAAAGAUUUGACGAUAAAUUGUAACUAAGUGAUCUUCACUUUGUUAUGCUUUGUCAGUAUUUGUCAUGGACAGAAUUAUUUAUUCUGUAAAUCCUGGUGAAAUUGAAAGUUAGAAAUGACUUUAUGAAGCUUAAACAACAGCAGACUUGCAGGUUAUGCUUUGCAAUUGACCCUUCCAUAGUCAACAUGUUCUUUUUAGGUUUAAAAAAUGAUGCUUAAGUUUACUAUGUUUGCUAUUCAUAAUGUAAUUAGCACAAAUAUUUAAGUUCGGACAUAACGUUGAUGACAUACAUGCAUGUACAUGGAGAUAACAUUCCAGCUUGUCACGUCAACCUUGGACAUAUUAAUCAUAAACAAAGGCUGAAAUGUCUGCUCUCUUCUGAGACAAAAGCUUCAGCUUACAUAUAAAUUUUAAUGCUGUCGUUCUGCCAUAUUUUUGGCGUGGACAAAGUCUUCAAUGAAAAGCUAUAUAUCUGUAUCAAUUAUCAAAAGGAUUGUGUUGUACUUGUUCAUUCAUACAUUAUGACUGUACCAGGUGUAUUUCAUAUAAGCAGAAGUAUCCUGUCAAUGUCACUGAUUUAAAUCAUUAUUUUCUAAAGAUAGCGAUAAAGUGAAAGUCUACAAAUUUUUAUGAAUUUUGAUAUUUAAAUUCAUAAAUGGGAAUCAAAAUAUUAAGAGACAACCCUCUGUGUUCAGAAAUACAAUACUGCAAAACUGCUAUAAGGCGCUGAAAAUGUAUUUGUGUAGCUAAAAGACAUGUUGUAAAUGAUGUUCAUAAUUACUCAGUUUAUGCAAAUGUGAAUUUAUUGGAAUAAUGAUAUUAUACGAAGACCAGCAUAUUGAUCAGGUAUGAUAGUUUAGUUUCAUCUUUAAGUCUUUAUCACAUGUAUCAGCAAAGGUCAGACUAAGGUCAGAAGUUGAUUAUGUGUAUUGUCAACCUGAGAAUGUUACUGUCAACCAAAUUCAGAUUGAGGUCAGAGGGCGAUAGUGUGUGUUGUCACCCUAAGGAUGCUUCUGUCUACUAAUAUCAGACUGAGUUCAGAAGGCAUUAGUGGAUAUUGUCAACCUGGGCAUGUAACUGUCAACCAAGGUCAGAAGUUGAUACUGUAUAUUGUCAACCUGAGAAUGUUACUGUCAACCAAAUUCAGAUUGAGGUCAGAGGGCGAUAGUGUGUGUUGUCACCCUAAGGAUGCUUCAGUCUACCAGUAUCAGACUGAGUUCAGAAGGCAUUAGUGUAUAUUAUCAACCUGGGCAUGUAACUGUCAACCAAGGUCAGACCAAUGUUAGAAGUUUUUCAUUGUAUUGUCAACCUGAGGACAUGCUUCUUAAGUCAAGGUCAGACUGUGUUUAGAGGAUGUCUGAAAACAAGACUGCAUCUUAAGUGUGGAUCUGUUCUGUUGAUAGAUGAUUUUGUGACAAGUUCAUCAUAGUAUUUCUAGUUCAGUAUCAAGUGUAGUUCUAUAGAAAUAAAUAAAGAAAUCAAUAAAUAAAAAAGACCAAUGCUUGUUGGGUGUAGUUUAAAGCAUACUUGUGUUUGUGCUCAGGUUAGUUACAUUUUAAGUAACACAUGAAAAAAAUAUAAUUCCUUUUGGUUUGUGCAGAAAAUAAGAUGUCUCAUUAACUUGUUCGUGUUGAUAGACUAAAUGAAAAAUGAAAUGUUAGAAAUAAUCACACUCAUUUAAGCCUUGAAUAAUUGUAAAGAUUAUGUUGUUCCUUCAAAAUUCUUUACAUUCAUGAUGUGUUUAGUGUAAUAGGGAUCCAAAUGCUUGUGAUCAUAUGUGAAUCAUUCAUCUGCUUGGUGGAAGUGCUUUGAUUAUGUAUAAUGAAUAGUGAGGUACAGCUCAAUAAACAAAAAGUCAUUAUCAUUGUAUCAUCUACACUCUUAAGGAGAAAAAACAAAACAAAAAAAACAGUACACAUGGAACUUUGGGACUUGAAAAGACCUACCGUAUUUGAGUAUUCUUUUCACUGAAAAGUAUUAAAGCCCUCAGACAUUGUUCAUUUCAAAGAGACAUUCUCUUCUAAUGCUUUUCACAAAUAAAGGACAUGAUUCUGAGAUUUUGAAACAAUUUAAUUCAUCAAUUUAUUCAUCAAGACAAUUAAUUUUUUUGUUUGUUUUUCUUUAAAAACAUAGUAUUUACAGAUAACCAUAAUUUUUUUCCUACAGAAAACAGACGUACUGGUUUACUUCAGUGCCAAACACAAACUCUGAGAUUCUGGAGAACUGUAUGAUAUGUGAACAAGCCUUGUUCAAGUUAUUUGCAAGAAAUUUUACAUCAUAUGCAAUGUGUAUUAUAUGAAAUCCAUUGCGUGUAAUGCCACAGAGUAACUAUAUUCUAAUUCUUUUAUUUUGUUUUGUUUUGGCAUGUAUUGUCAAUAAAGUUUUCUGUUGUUGCAUA
This is a messenger RNA of Ylistrum balloti, 6200 nucleotides long. Its product is annotated as TBC1 domain family member 25-like. Gene Ontology annotation, biological process: regulation of autophagosome maturation; activation of GTPase activity. The coding region runs from base 96 to 2834 and encodes 912 amino acids. Gene Ontology annotation, molecular function: GTPase activator activity. The record is from RefSeq and is a predicted model, not a curated record. The transcript is spliced from 5 exons. Gene Ontology annotation, cellular component: autophagosome. NCBI's taxonomy places the organism in Eukaryota, Metazoa, Mollusca, Bivalvia, Pectinida, Pectinidae.